Molecule: messenger RNA, 2275 nt
Organism: Acanthaster planci (crown-of-thorns starfish)
Lineage: Eukaryota; Metazoa; Echinodermata; Asteroidea; Valvatida; Acanthasteridae
Gene: vps26c
Product: VPS26 endosomal protein sorting factor C
Biological process (GO): intracellular protein transport
Source: RefSeq, a predicted model, not a curated record
AAUCAGCUACAUGUAGGGGCGGUGUGGAUGUGCGCAAGGGGUGACUAGCUAUCUGAAAAUGGCAUUUCUCGACAUUCGGCUGAAGAAAGUCAAUAAGAUAUACUACGAGGGGGAUGUGCUAGCAGGAUUAGUGGUUGUACAAAGUAAGUCGGAUGUCCAGCAUCAGGGCAUCACGCUGGUGGUGGAUGGCUCGGUCAACCUACAGCUGAGCUCGAAGAACGUUGGGCUGUUUGAGGCUUUCUACAACUCAAUCAAGCCCAUACAGCUCCUGAAUUACGUGGUUAGCGUCGCCAAACCGGGCAAGAUUCCAGCCGGAAAGACAGAGAUCCCAUUUGAGCUUCCCCUGAAGCCCAAGGCCAAUAAGACCCUGUACGAGACCUACCAUGGAGUGUUUGUCAACAUUCAGUACACCAUCAAGGGGGAGCUGAAGCGCCCUCUAUUGGCCAAGGACCUGACCAAGUCCAUUGAGUUCAUCGUAGAGUACAAGGACCCGAAGGAGAAGGCGCAGCCUAAGCCGGUGCCGUUUGCCAUCACGCCCGAGUCCUUACAGAACAUCAAAGAUAAAGGUGGCCUGCCCCGCUUCAGCAUUAAGGGUAAGCUAGACUCAGCCAUCUGCUGCAUUAAGAACCCCCUGACCGGUACGGUGGUCAUCGAGUACUGCGACGCACCCAUCAAGUCAGUGGAGAUACAGCUGGUACGAGUAGAGACAUGUGGGUGUGCAGAGGGCUACGCUAGGGAUGCAACGGAGAUCCAGAACAUCCAGAUCGGCGAGGGCGAUGUUUGUCGAGGGAUCACUAUCCCGAUGUACAUGGUCUUCCCCCGGCUCUUCACUUGCCCAACGCUAGCCACGAGUAACUUCAAAGUCGAAUUUGAAAUCAACCUGGUCAUCGUCCUGCAAGAUGACCACCUGAUCACAGAGAACUUCCCUGUCAAGCUAACUCGCUUCUAGCCUCUGAUGACUUACAAGUGUGGCUGUGGCUAGAAAUAAUGUAUGCACCUAUGGGAAGCCACUACCUUACGGCUGCGGCUCGUUGCCAUAGAGGCAUAUGAUACUGUCAGCCACAGCUAGUUGGUUUUGACAAAGCCUGAAUUCUGUCCAGCACCUGCAUACAUAGGGGGCCUGCUACAUGGGUGUUGCCAGGAUUUUAUUGGGGGGAGCCACAUUUUUUGGGGAGGAGAGAUUUCUUGGGGAAUUGAAAGCACUCAUUAGUUACUGAAUAAUAAACGACUGUGGGAUAGGCAUUAAUUUCAAGUUUUUUUUUUUCAAGCAAAUUAAUGAUUUCAAUUUCUUCUCUCUCUUUUCAUGUCUUUCUCCCCCCUUUGUUUCCCUUUGUGUUUUCCACUGUUUAAGUCGUCUGGGGAUGGGGGUGUAACUGCCUCCCUUGGGUCCUCUCGUGAUGCCCUCAUGAGACUACGGGGGCAUACUUGAGCAGGCAAGGAAAGAGGGGGUUUGUAAUAGAUUUUACACAACACCUGAAUACCUUACUAUUGCACACGUAAAUCCUUUCUUAAAUACAGGCCUUGUCUUGGAUUGGUCAUUGGGAGGAUGAUAUGAAUUCUGACUAAAUGUCACCUAAAAAAACAAUCAGGACAACAGAAACUGUACUUGGUGCCCGAUAGCGCUGUUGACGGGGGAAUAACCCAUUGAGACAAAACAAUUCCAAGGCACUUGGGCCCCGCAGGCACAUUUCCAAAUGAAACCAUCCAUGUGUCUUAAGAGCGAGCAUCAUUUUGAAAUUCUGUGCAGCUACAGUCGUGGUUGCACCUUCUUUAUGGUAUCUUUGUUAUAAACAAGAAUAAACUCGAACUUAAAACUAAGGAGCAAUAUACCUACCAGUCCAAUUGCACCGAUGGAAAUUUGUCCCAAACCGAUGUAUGAUGACGUUCUUAUCGACGCUCUGUGGUUUGUAGCUUUGCCCUUGUGGUGUAAAGUGACUCAUUCUUGUGGCGUUGCAACAAUUGAAGAACAGCAACUUCUAAUGUAUAUAUUAAUUUAAAAUGUAUUUUUAUAUUUACAGAUUGUGGAACUAAUGUUGUGUUGGUCAAGAUUUAUAAGUACAACAAUUGAUUUCUGUGCAUCUUUGGCCUUGCCAAAAUGGCUGGUCGACGUUGACAUGUUCAUGUGGAACGGGUCUUAUCACAUGUGGCAAUUUCUUGCAAGGAUAUUGCGGUUUAAUGACAUUCUUAAUUUCAAAUUAUCAAAUUUCCAAUAUUACCGAAGUUUGUUCGUACAGUUUUAUCGCUCACUGGAAAUAAAGAGAAAGAUACACUCGAA